CCUUGAAAUGAGACCUUUUUGGUUGGGUUUCAUGUACGAAUCCGAGCCUCGAGCGGGGACUGUCUGUCUAUGCCUAUUGCCUCACGCACUGGGGAAGGAGGAGGAGAUGCAUUAAAUUCAAUUCCAAUUCCAAUUCCAAUUCCUUGCCCAUCGAUCUUUCCUUCUUCCAGAUAUACCUUUUAUAUGGCAUCAAGUAGCGAUUCGAAAAGAAUUGCAGAGGAUAAUGAUGAAGAUGAGGAGUUUGAGCAUUUUGAUGAUUUUACUGUUGCAUCUUCAUGGGAAAGGUUCAUAUCUGAAAUAGAGGCUGUUUGCCGACAAUGGCUAGCUGAUGCUUCUAAUAAUCUAUUGGUAAAGGAUGCUGUUCGACUGAACCCUUUGAAGGAUUUGUACAAGGUCAAAUCUGAGUUCAAGUAUGCUAUGAAAACUUAUUGCAUGGACUACUAUUUUGUGACACAAAAUAAUGAUAAAGUUCUUGAUUGGGAUCAGACAUUGGAUUAUCUGCAGAUAUCUUUCGGGGUGAACGAGUUUUUGGUGAUUGCUCCGCAAAGUGCUAGUGGAGUGGUUCUAGAUGCACCAGAAGCAAGCAAACUUUUGAGUGCCACUGCCAUUGCUUUAUCAAACAGUUCAUGUCGCUGGCCUGCAUUUGUUCCAGUGCAUGACCCCACACGGAAAUCUUAUAUUGGUAUUCAAAAUAUGGGUACAGUCUUUACUAGAAGAUUUGAAGCUGACCGCAUUGGCAGCCAGGUCCCAAUAAAGCUCAUGCAUUUGGAAGGAUUAUAUGAGCUGUUUGUAUCCAAGUUUGCCUUUGCUACAGUGGACUGGUCAAUGCAUCACUUUGAAGUCCAUUUUAAGAUGAAAUUGACCUAUAGGACCCCUGUCCACGAUGAUGAGGACGAAAUUGAAGGAACAGAUGCUGAAUUCACAGAAUCCGCCGAAAAUCCUGAGAAUGUGACUCGUGGAAAAAUUCAAUGGGAUGAUGGUUGUCCAUGGAGUAAGUGGUACUCUGCAGAGGACCCUAUCAAAGGGUUUGAGUUGCUUGCCUUGUGGUCUGAGAUAACAGCUGAAACUUCUCUGGAUAUGGCUGAAUUGGAAAAUGUGUCACCACUUGAAGCUGAUAAGUGGUUCUUACGUCCAUGUCUUUCCCCAAAUAUCAGUGGAUUUUCAAAUGGAAGCACCACUGGAUUUGCAUCCCAGCUGCGCCAUUUAGUCAAGGCAUUGGAAUUAUCAAUGGAGGCUAAAUUUGUUGAAGAUUUUGUAUCAGUUGAAAGCUCUGGUUCUGAAAAUCUGAAGUCUUCAGCAGUUGUACCUCCACCAACUGUUCUUGACCGCAUUGUGAAGAAUCUCUUUCAUGAAGUCACAGAACAAUUGGAUUCCUCUUUGAAUGAGCAUAAAAGUUCCCGAUCAAUUAAAGGCGCUCCACUUGAAUCGCUCUUUGCCCUGUUCUGUUUGCAUGCUCUUUGGGUUGGCAACUGCAGUAUACGGGCUAUUGCUGUAUUAUGGAUAGAGUUUGUACGGGAGGUUCGUUGGUGUUGGGAAGAAUCUCUGCCAUUGCCAAGAAUGCCUGCCAAUGGAACCAUUGACCUAUCUACUUGUUUGAUUAAUCAGAAACUUCACAUGCUUUCUAUAUGCAUCGAGAGAAGGUGUCAAGUGGUUAAAAAGCAAGAUGGAACAUCUAAACCUGUGAGUUCUCAUGAAGAAUUUCAUGAUGCAAAAAGUAUAUCUGCUUCUCAAGAAGUUAGUCAUGGACUUGACAAGAAAUAUGACAGGAAUUUUUCAGCUAAUGCUGCAGAGCCAAUGAUGCUUUUAAAAUCAUGCAAGAUUUUGAAUGCUCCAAUAACCCAGGAUCCACCUCCAAUGACAGAAGACAUGCAUGAAGAAAGGCUUACAGCUGCUGAAGCCUUAGGUGUUUCUUCUAGCUUCUCAGCUCAACUUGAAAAGGACAUACUGGCAUCUGACAUGUCUGCAUUCAAGGCAGCUAAUCCAGAUGCUGUCUUUGAAGACUUUAUUCGUUGGCAUUCACCGAAGGACUGGGAAAAUGAUGAUGGUAAUAAUGAGAGUGGAACAUCUCAAACUAAUUCAGUGAACAAGUCAGAAGUCAAGUGGCCACCUCCUGGAAAACUUUCAGAGAGAAUGUCUGACUUUGGGAAUUCAUGGAGAAAGAUAUGGAAUGAAGCACUGCCUUUAUCCUCUAACAAGCAAAAACCACUCCUCGAUCCAGAUAGAGAAGGAGAAAAGGCCCUUCAUUAUCUGGAGACACUCAAGCCGUAUCAAUUGCUGCAACAAAUGGUCUGCACGGCCUUCCGAGCUGCAGCAGACACUCUUAAUCAAACUCCAAUCGGUGAUUCAAAACAGAUGACUGUAAAAAUGGGACAAUUAUAUGUCACUAUGUCAUCCACACUGAAGUACUUGCAGCCACAUAGCACCACAAGAGAUGACGAAGUUAUUGAAGAUCUCAAUGGGCUAUGCAGCACUUUCAAACACAUUGAGAAGUUAAUUCUACUGGCAGCUUCUCUACAUCGCAAAUUCUUGCAGUCGCCACAGCUUGCACAAGCAAUAUCCAGUGAUUGCUUUGACUACUAUCUCCCGACUAUGGGAACAGCUGCUUCAGCAGGGAGUACAAAGAAGGAAUUUGAAAAAUGGCAGCCGGUGAGGUCUCGAGACAGGAAUUCAAUCAUGGCGAUGUUCCCUCCACCGACUGCAAACCAGUCAUGGAGGAAAGUUCUGAGCAUGGGGAACCUCCUCAACGGGCACGAACCCAUUCUGAGAGAGAUUGUGUUCUCUAAACGUGACCACGUGAGUGGAAGCUACCACGCCGACCCUCGCCCUGCUCGGCGGCUUGAUGAACAUGAUGACAUAGAAACAUAUAGAAUGUAUGUGUGUGGAACAUCAAAUGAUCUUAAGGUUGCACUUGCUGUCACUUCCCAUGAUUGAAUUAGUUUCCAUUACUCCAUUGAUGCUAUGAUUGAUACACAUACAGUUGUGUUUGAUUGGCCUUAUCUUUGCUAUUGAUCAGUUUGGAAGGUCUUGCUACU
This is a messenger RNA of Andrographis paniculata, 3032 nucleotides long. RefSeq lists its product as uncharacterized. Gene Ontology annotation, biological process: positive regulation of GTPase activity. Gene Ontology annotation, molecular function: GTPase activator activity. The record is from RefSeq and is a predicted model, not a curated record. The transcript has 23 exons. The coding region runs from base 70 to 2931 and encodes 953 amino acids. Lineage: Eukaryota; Viridiplantae; Streptophyta; Magnoliopsida; Lamiales; Acanthaceae.